This is a messenger RNA of Chanos chanos (milkfish), 1490 nucleotides long. RefSeq lists its product as uncharacterized. The coding region runs from base 190 to 972 and encodes 260 amino acids. The transcript has 3 exons. The record is from RefSeq and is a predicted model, not a curated record. Lineage: Eukaryota; Metazoa; Chordata; Actinopteri; Gonorynchiformes; Chanidae.
ACUGUCUCUGAACGUUUAGACGUAUCACUAUGUUUUGUCUGAAAGUUUUAACACUUUAUUUUCGCGAUUCGGACAUUUUAAGAAUUGUCAACUAAAUGAACUCUGGAUUUAUCCAUAAAAUUAUAUCACCUCUGGCAAACGCUUGCCACACCUUCGCCUGUGCAUCAGCUCUCAUUCAAAGCUCUCCAGAUGGGGUGCAAAUGUUGUAGGAUGAUUAAAAGUUAUAUUUAUGAUCCAUCUGUCCCUGUUGACGUCCAUGGUUCUAAACGGGAUCCCAUUGGAGGCCCAUUGUAUCAGUCCCACCAGCUGCCCGACGACGUGGAUCGCACAUCCAAGAAACAGGGCUUUCACAACCUGGGCUACACCAGCAGCAGCGGCAGUCCUGGAGUCUUGGGUCCCAACAAACUGGACAUCGACAACAACCACAUCAACCGGCUCCAUGCCAACCUCCCUAGUGAGCAGUCCAGGCCCACCAACCAUCCCCGAGCCGGAGGAGGGGUCGACAGGGAAGACCCCAGCCUCUACAUCCUCCAGCCCAAGACAGGGGACCUGAGAGAGCCUCCACCGCUCCCGAGUGAGCCCCCAGUUUACCAUAUCUCAUUGCUGAAGACAGAUCCGGGCACAAGAGGAGACAGGUUCCGUGAUUCAGGGCUGGGGAACGGGGGCUUGAUGGAAGAUUCAGAGGAUGGGUACCGCUACAGGGAGGACGACGAAGAGAGGGAAAGCGGAGUGGCGAGUACGCCAGACUACAUCGGCGACACGGCAGACGAGGAGAGUGUUCUCUCUGGGGACAUCCACACGAGCAGCACCAGUCUCUCGUCUGCAGACACCAAGGACGGCAAGUUGUCACUCUCAAAGAGAGAGGGAGUGAAGGAGAACGCAGAGGAGGACAAUCAGAGUGUCACUGACUCCAUGGUGGCAGAAGCUCUCGCUGCACUGGAAGCGGCGACAGCGGGGGAGGAGUAUGAGUGACAAUUCUGACCAACCAAUCACGAGAGAGAGAGAGAGAGGUGCAUCGUCUGAUGAUGACAGACUAGAUCUUGGUGAGAUCUGAAUUGAACAUAAGGGUGCUUUGUUUCAUCCUUUCUAUAAAUAAGCCAAAACUCUUUCUUAGGAAAUCAUUUUUGAAAGACCAAUAAACCAAGAACGCUUAGUAAGUUGGGAAAAUGGGGGGGGGUAGAAGAAACACUCUCUUGAAUUUGAAUCAAAUUCAGAGUGGACUUUGUGAUAUGGGCUGCAAUUAAGCUACAAAUUGUUUACAGAAAAAAAGAAAUGUACUCAUAAUUCUAGUUUGAACUGUAAGAGGCUUAACUAUUGACUUUCUGGAUGCUUGGCAAGGACCUGAAAUGAAAUGAAAUCCUUUAUUGUCAUUGUAGCCCUAUACACAGUACACAGUGGGACGAAAAUUCAUUCUCUACACGCACUAGGAACAGUAAGCACACACACUAGGAGCAAUGAGCAGUGCGCACACACACACUAGGAGCAAUGAG